AAAAAAUGAAGUCCUGACAUUAAAAGUCAAAUUUGGCAUGGGGGACGAUAAGCUUCAGAAACAUUAUUUAUCUUUCGAAUCAUAUCUGCGAAAAUCCCGAAAAGAAUUUGAAGCCCGACUGAAAGAUGAAUUGAAACCGAAUGCCAAUUAUGAAGAUUUCAAUGUAACAAAAACUCUCGGUACUGGUUCCUUUGGUAGAGUGGUGAUGUGCAAGUACAAGGACGGAGACAAAUUGUACGCAAUGAAAGUAAUGGAAAAAGUUAAUAUAAUGCGGACUAAACAGCUUGCCCAUACCAUAUCCGAGAUUAGAUUUUUAGACGCUAUCAGGUUUCCUUUUAUAGUACAUAUGGAGUACUUCUUCAAGAACAAUGUAUAUGUGUUCAUGGUCAUGGCUUUCAUAGGCGGCGGAGAAAUGUUCUAUCACUUGAGAAACAAUAAAAAAUUUGACGAGAAUCUGUGCAAGUUUUAUGCUGCACAAGUGAUCCUCGCUUUUGAAUUCAUUCAUUUUAUGGGAAUAGUAUACCGAGAUUUGAAACCUGAAAAUAUAAUGAUCGAUUUGGAAGGUUAUUUGAAAGUAACGGAUUUGGGAUUUUGCAAGAAAAUUGAUAGUCAGAGAACAUACACACUUUGUGGUACUCCUGAGUAUUUGGCUCCAGAAAUUAUUCUCAGUCAGGGUUAUAAUUUUUCUGUCGACUGGUGGUCUCUGGGUAUCCUGAUAUAUGAAAUGGCUGCUGGAUUUCCUCCGUUCUUUGCGAAAGAUCACAUGAAACUUUAUGAAAAAAUCGUUAGUGGAAAAUUCGCAUGUCCUCCUCACUUUAGCAAAAGUUUGAAAGAUCUCAUGUCAAAUAUUUUGCAAAUCGAUAGAACUAAGAGAUUUGGGGUUUUAAAAGCUGGAUCGAAAGAUGUUAAAGGACAUGAAUGGUUCAAAGGCACAGAUUUUGACCAAAUUCUCAACAGAAAAGUGAAACCUACUUACAUACCAGCUGUGGAUAACCAGGGAGACACCAAAUUUUUUGAACAAUAUGGUGAAACGUUCCUCAGACAAAGUUCCCUGAACGAAUAUGAAGAAGAGUUUCGUGAUAUGACACUUCGAUAAUACAUAUUUUAUUUUAUAUGAAUUUUAAUGUGAUACUAUAAUAUUUAUGGUUGGUAUCAUUUUAAUCAUUUAAAACUGUUACAAAUAGGUUUUUAUUUAUUUCAAUAUAUGCGCAUUCAGCCAACUAUGCAA
This is a messenger RNA of Phaedon cochleariae (mustard beetle), 1228 nucleotides long. The record is from the annotation of a GenBank genome assembly. Lineage: Eukaryota; Metazoa; Arthropoda; Insecta; Coleoptera; Chrysomelidae.